Anolis carolinensis (green anole) is the source of this 1140-nucleotide messenger RNA. RefSeq names its product proto-oncogene Mas-like. The record is from RefSeq and is a predicted model, not a curated record. NCBI's taxonomy places the organism in Eukaryota, Metazoa, Chordata, Lepidosauria, Squamata, Anolidae. Gene Ontology annotation, biological process: G protein-coupled receptor signaling pathway. Gene Ontology annotation, molecular function: G protein-coupled receptor activity. Gene Ontology annotation, cellular component: membrane. The coding region runs from base 96 to 1022 and encodes 308 amino acids. The transcript is spliced from 2 exons.
AUAGUGAAGGAACACAUAUCUUCAAAGAAGAUAGUCCUGAGUGUAGAAUACAGUUAACAAGUUGGAGAAUUACUGAACCCGUUGCUCGUGGCAAGAUGGUAAAGGCUGCUUUGUCUUUUCCGGUUCCUGAUAUGUUUAGACAAUCUCAAUAUGACCUCUCUUGGCAAGAGAAAAUCAUGAUUUCAUGGAUGCCAUUUGCAAUCUUGGGAUUUAUAGGAAAUGGAAUUGUUACCUAUUUUUUCUGGCACAGGCAAAAACGUUCUAGGUUUUUUCUGUAUUUCCAGAAUAUCACUAUAGCUAAUUUUUCAGUACUCAUCUAUGUAUUUGUAUAUUUUCAUAGGCUUUUUUUACGGUUAAGAAUCAAGAACUUUUUUGAACACAUUGUGCAGACACUGCAGUUAUUGGGAAACAACACCAGAUUCUAUCUCUUAGCAGCCACUUGUGUUGAAAGAUGGUUUCUUGUCUAUCGCCCAGUGUGGGUUAAACAUCGGAGGCCACAGUACACAUCAGCCGUGGUGGUUAGCAUUUUAUGGAUUGUGGCCAGCAUUACAUCCAUGGUGGAUCAUUUGGCCUGCUCUCCAGCAUUCUUCAUAACCACUUUUGAAUAUGAACUCUACUGCAUGUCUUUUACUGUCAUCAGGAUAAUUCUUGAGUUAGGACUUCUCAUCGCCAUUGUCUUUUGCUCUGCAGCCAUUUUGAAGAGAAGUCUAACACAGUCAAUGCCACCAGAAAGGCUUGAUGUCACCAUUUUAGCCACAGUCCUUCUGUAUCUUACAACUGACACACCUGAUAGAAUUGCUUAUGAGAUUUCUAUUUGGUUUGAUGACAUGGAUAUAUUUGCGUUAAUUUUAUUUACUCAGUUAUUUGACACCAUCAACUGUGCUGUUAUUCCAUUUAUAUUUUUCAUUGUUGGAUGUUGGAAGAAGCCCUCGGAUGAGCCAGUCAGCCUGUUUCUUGAAAGAGCUCUGAUGUUUGAAGAAAACAGGGUAGAAGGAACACCAGUACAAGAAGAGCAGGCCUGAAAGCAUUUAGAAUUUUAGAAGCCAAAUUCUUUUUACACUAAAAAAUACCUUAGUUAGCUAUUAAUGCCCUAAAGACAUGGUUCAUGAUGCAUAUCAAUUAAACAUUCCUUUUUCUGUA